Messenger RNA from Oryza brachyantha (malo sina), 2051 nucleotides. RefSeq names its product glycosyl hydrolase 5 family protein-like. The record is from RefSeq and is a predicted model, not a curated record. NCBI's taxonomy places the organism in Eukaryota, Viridiplantae, Streptophyta, Magnoliopsida, Poales, Poaceae. Gene Ontology annotation, molecular function: hydrolase activity, hydrolyzing O-glycosyl compounds.
AUGGCCCCAUCGCCUCCACUUCACACCAACCCCGGCACUCGCUAUAAAUCCACCUCGCUGUUGCUUCUUGGAGGCCACCAUGCCUGCCGGCCGGCCGGCGUCGCCAUGAGGCCGAUGCAGCGUCGUCCGCUCGUCGCGGCGGCGUUGUGGCUCGCCGUUCUUGGCUUGGCCAGCCACGGGCGGUCGGCGGCGGGGGCGCCGACGCUGUCGACGGCGUCGAGGUGGAUCGUCGACGAGGGCGGGAACCGGGUGAAGCUGGCGUGCGUGAACUGGCCGUCGCACCUGGAGACGAUGCUGGCGGAGGGGCUCGGGAAGCAGCCGGUGGACGCCAUCGCCAAGGACGUGGCCGCCAUGGGGUUCAACUGCGUCCGGCUCACCUGGGCGACGUUCAUGGUGACCAACGCCUCCUACUCGUCGCUCACCGUCGCGCAGUCCUUCCAGCGGCUCAACCUCACCGAGUCGCUCGCCGCCAUCCGGGUCAACAACCCCGCCGUCGUCGACCUCAAGCUCAUCGACGCGUUCAAGGCGGUGGUGAGCAGCCUGGGCGAGAACGGCGUCAUGGUGAUCUUGGACAACCACGUGAGCAAGCCAGGGUGGUGCUGCGGCAACAACGACGGCAAUGGCUUCUUCGGCGACGCCUACUUCGACCCGGACGUCUGGGUCGACGGCCUCACCAAGAUGGCCACCAUGUUCGCCGGCGUCCCCAACGUCGUCGCCAUGAGCCUCCGCAACGAGCUCCGCGGCUCCAGGCAGAAUUCCGCCGACUGGUACAAGUACAUGCAGCGCGGCGCGGAGGCGGUGCACGCGGCGAACCCGCGGGUGGUCGUCAUCCUCUCCGGGCUGAGCUUCGACAACGACCUGGCGUUCCUCAACUCGCGGCAGGUGAACGUCAGCUUCGCCGGGAAGGUGGCGUUCGAGGUGCACUGGUACGGCUUCUCCAACGGGCAGGAGUGGCGGACGGGGAACGCCAACCAGGUGUGCGCCAGGAUCGCGGCGAGCGUGGCGCGGCGCGCGCUGUACCUGCUCGACCAGGGCUGGCCGGUGUUCCUCAGCGAGUUCGGCGUCGACAACCGCGGUGGCAACGUCAACGACAACCGGUUCUACGGCUGCGUCGCCGCCGUCGCCGCCGACCUCGACCUGGACUGGGCGCUCUGGACGCUGCAGGGGAGCUACUACCUCCGCGAGGGCGUGCUCGGCCUCGACGAGGUCUACGGCGUGCUCGACUGGGCGUGGUGCAAGCCCCGCAACGAGACCGCCCUGGCCAGGAUCCACGCCCUGCAGCGCCCCUUCAGAGGGCCUGGUCUGGCGGAGGCGGCGCCGUACACGGUGCUGUUCCACCCGACGACGGGGCGGUGCGUGGUGCGGCGGUCGUCGCUGCUGCAGACGACGCUGGAGCUGGGGCCGUGCGGCCAGACGGAGGCGUGGGCGCACACGGCGAGCCAGCAGAGGCUGGCGCUGCGCGACAACCCGCUGCUGUGCCUCCGCGCCGAGGGCGCCGGCCGGCCGGCGCGCCUCGGCCUGUCCUGCGGCGACGAGCUGGCGCGGUGGAGCCUCGUCUCGGACUCCAAGCUGCACGUCGCCGUCAACGCCUCGUCGUCGUCCUCCUCCUCCGGUGGCGGCGGCAUGCUCUGCCUGGACGUCGGCGACGACGGCCGGAGCGUGGUGACCAACCCGUGCCGGUGCCUGAGCGCGGACAACAGCUGCGACCCGGAGAGCCAGUGGUUCAAGCUCGUUACCAGCACGAGGAGCGUGGCGGCGGCCGACACCAUGCUCGCGCGGCUGCCGCUCAAGCUCAGGUCAUGGAAGAUUAGGUCACUCUGAUUCCGAUUAGCCAAGCCAUCUUGCAUUCGUGAGCACGAGAUCGCCAUACACGGUGGAGUAAUCCACGCAUCCAAUUGUAAAAUGAUCUUGCAAUCGAGACGACACUGCCCUAGAACAAGAGCGCUAGUUCUUGAUGUAACUGAAAGGUCUAAGCUAAAAGGAAUUCAAUUCAUGGCUCAUCCAUGCAAUUCCUUCCUGCCUCUUAUACAAGUUAUUAAAAUUUUACUGCA